This is a messenger RNA of Achroia grisella, 3821 nucleotides long. RefSeq names its product RING finger protein PFF0165c-like. The record is from RefSeq and is a predicted model, not a curated record. The coding region runs from base 28 to 3201 and encodes 1057 amino acids. Gene Ontology annotation, molecular function: zinc ion binding; nucleic acid binding. Lineage: Eukaryota; Metazoa; Arthropoda; Insecta; Lepidoptera; Pyralidae. The transcript has 8 exons.
GGUUUAACGGAGGUUUUGUGUUUAUAGAUGUUAUUUGGAAAUUUAUGGAAAGUAUUAACAUCUUUUCUUGUGUUAUAUGUGACUAGAUUAAUUAAUUUACUUAUAAUGCGAGAAAUGACAGAAAAGAAUCUAAAUAAGAUUAAAACUGAAGAAGAUAAUACAGAUACAAAAGUAUAUGUUAGUAAAGAUAUUAAAAGGAUGAUCGAUACAGAAAAUAAAAGCAGAUUUAAAAGUGAACAGCUCGAUGAUGUUUAUUCAAUUAAUGGUGAGAUCUUUAAAAUUAAACAUCAAGAAACGAAAAAGUAUCAAGAAGUCAAUAUAUACGUCGAAAAAUUGGUACCACACUGUUUCGAGAUGGCUGAAACAGAUGAGUACUGUGUGUCUGCCGAUGAGGAAUCUGAGGAUAUGUCUACGAGUGAUGACGGACUAUUAAGUAUAACAUUACAGAAGGUACCACAUGGAGUUAUAAUUAAUUCAGUUGUAUAUCUGACUGACUAUCAAUGGAAUACCUUGGUCUUCCACGACGUGAACGAUACACGCUGCUUCGUUUGUGAUGAUUCUAUCAGUCUUGACGUAUGCAACGUGCAUAUUACAAGUGACUUACAUCAGGAGCGACUGAAUUCGUGUCAACCAUUGGAGAAAUUUGAUAUAAGCGUUAUAAGACAGAUGACAGAUAAAUAUCAUUGCGCAGUUUGCAAUGAAGUAUUUGACUAUGAAUUUAUACAUGACCACCUUGAAAGUAAGACUCACGAAGAUAACAGAUUGUUCGCUAUAAACAAAGUUAUUGAUACACUAGAAAGCUUGGAUAUAGAAAAUAAUAGAAACAUAAGUAAUGAUCGUUAUCAUUUCGAUGCAAACGCAUUAAAUAAUAAUCAUUAUGAAUAUGAUAAUGAGAAUUGUAAAAGCAUUAGUGUUAGCGACGGUGAUACAAUUAACAGUAACAGUGAGUCAAUGAAAGAAUAUGAAGAUAAUAAUGACUAUGUUAAUGAAAACGAAAAUACUCGUAAUUAUCUAUCUAAAGAGAUGUCGUAUGCAUCGGUUGCAAAGAAGACCGAUUUCGUGAACAAAACCAAUGGACAUAAAUGGUUUAAAAUACCAUUAAAUACCUGGCACAUGAUUUUGGUGUUGAAGAGAAAUAUAUUUUACUGUAUGGUGUGCAAACUUAAAGGUUCUAUUAUAAUCAAAUCUAGUCAUUGUAUUGAUGUUGAUCAUAUAGAACGGUUAAACAGAUGCGAAAUAUUAAAAAAAUACAAAGAUUAUUUUAUCAGACAGGUUGACGAUAAACAAGUUCACUGUGAACAAUGUAAUAAUCUUCAAUAUAAUUACCUAAUUGAUGAACAUCUGGACAGUCAUUCAGGGUCAGAUAAAUACACCAAAGAAACUAGUAGUAGAAGCAAUAAUAGAAAAGGCGAUGAUGCAAUAAAUGCAAGAAAUACAAAUAGUCCUGUACAAACAAGUAACAGAAUUACAACUAAUACAUAUAACAAUACCAACAGUGAUAAUAAUUUCAGUAAUACAAAUGAGAUAUACUCAAAUAUGUAUAUAAAUGUAUUAGGUCGAAACAUGAACAUCAGUUUAAUGUGUUUUAAUGUCAUAUUUGAGCAUCCAGACCAUUACUUUUGCGGAUUGUGCCAUUUUAAAGAGGAUAAAAGCAGAAUAAUGCUACAUAUCAAGACUGAAAAACAUAUAAACUUAAUUCAUACACACCUAUUCUUAUAUUGUUUUGGAAAUCACUUGGUGAGGAAUAUUAGAAACGCUUUCCACUGCGGUCUAUGUAAUAUGCCUAUGAGAGAGAACCCUGAAGUGGUAAAUAACCAUAUUUUAGAACCCAAUCAUAUUUCAAAAUUAUAUUUAGCAUUAGGAUACAAUGCACCCUUUCAAAUACUACCAACUAACAAUCAACCAGCACAGACAAAUGCAUGUGUACAAUUUCAAAAUCAAGACGUGAAUAAGAAAAUAGAUGAAUAUGCCAAUACAGGCACAAAUAGCAAUACAGAGAGGGUAAAUGAAAUUGCAUUGGGAGGAAGCGAACCGAAAUUUGCAGCAAACGAAAUUAAAUUGAACGUAGACGAACCGAAAUUGGGAGAAAACAAAAUUAAAUUAGUAGAUAACGAAAUUAAAUUGGUAGAAAACGAAAUUAAAUUGGGAGAAAAUAAAAUAAAAUCGAGUCAAAAGGAAAUUAAAUUAGAAGAAGAUGAAAUUAAAUUGGUAUCAAAUGAGAUACGAUUGGAUGAUCAAUUUGACGUGAAAAACGGUAGUGACGACUCCAUUGUAGCGCCUUUUGAUACCGAAGCGAAAUUGUUUGUACUAUUGGAUAAAUAUUAUAAAAUCACUCUGACAUCAUACAACUCUAUGGUUGCAACGGGCAGCGGUUCGAGAUAUUGCUUUAUUUGUAAUGUGGAGGUUGAGCCCGAUGAUUUUAAAAAACACAUAGCUCGACGUGAUCACGAGAAAAACAUGCAGAAAUAUAAAUUUCUGGAUAAAUAUAAGAAUAACUUAAUUCGACAGACCUACCUGGCCUACCACUGUGCUAUAUGCAAUGUUAUUAUAUACCAUUCUGAUUUAUCGGCACAUUUUGAAUGGGAUCCUCAUAAGCAACUUGUAAAACAAAAUAGCGCAAUCUCGAGAAAACAACGCAAAAACCAAAUUAAAGCUGGCCUCUCAGUACAUAAACUUGAAACACUUUCUGUGUUUCAAGUUUAUGUACUGAGAAAGGAAAGGAAAAUUGUUAAAGAAAAACAAAUCAAAACCCGUUUGACAGCUGUUAUCGUAGACAAUGUUGAGUUAAGAAGAAUAAAAUAUGCCGUUAAGUUGAAUAAAAUGGUCAUUGUGAAUGGUAAUAUUUUAGAAGUUAUGUGGGAGGCUUGGAAUGGUAUAGUAGCUGGGACGACUAGUCACAAAUGUAUAAUAUGUCAGGAUAUUGAAAUAGACGUAGAUACCCAUGUUGAAACGCAGACACAUGUGGAUAAUAUUAAUAAAAGUAUAAUAGAAAAGUAUAUUCCUAAUUUGAUUAGAGAGAUAAAUUAUGAAAUAUUGAACUGUGUUACUUGUAACAAUGAAAUGGUUAACAAAGAAGAAACAAUUGCAAAUCACUUAACCAGCAAGAGGCACGGAAAAAAAUAUAAGAAAUUAUUAGACAAGAGUUCAAAUGUGAACACCUACGAGAACUGUGAUAUUGAUGUUUUAAAUUUAGUAAGUUAGAAUUACUAAGUUACAAAAUGAGGUUCAUAUUUGACAAGUGUAUUUAGUUUUAAAAUAACUUCAUUAUUCGAUAUAUUUGACUUUGAAAUGUGUCAUCAUGAAAUUUAGAACGACCUAUCAAACCCUUGUCACACUUUGUUGUUGAGGGAUGUAUAACGUGUGACAUAAUAUUUAGGAUAGGACUAGUGUUGCCACCUUUUUUUGUGCAGUUAAAGCACAUUGGUUAUUAUAGGUAAGAAAAAAGUACAUAGUAACAAAAUAAAGUACAAUUUAUUUUUCUUUAUUAUUAUACUUAAAAUAAUAUUUUUUAUUGCUUUUUGCAGUUUGUAUCAAAUUAGUAUCUCUCAUAUUUUAUUAUAUCACUUUACUUUUAUUUAUUAUAUAUUUAAAUUAAAAUAAAUAAUGAAUAUGUCAUUUACUAACAGAUGGUCGUGGGUUCGAUUCCUGGCACGGUACAAAUUUGUAUUCAUGAGUAUGAUUGUUUGUAUCGGUCUGGGUGUUUUCUAUGUAUAAUAUGUAUUUAUUUUAAAAAAAAUGUAUCCAUAUAUUUAUAUCAGUUGUCUAGUACCCAUAACACAAGCUCUGCUUAGCUUGGGACUAGAUAGCGCUGUGCGAAUUGU